Cercocebus atys (sooty mangabey) is the source of this 692-nucleotide messenger RNA. RefSeq names its product zinc finger protein 878-like. Bases 228 to 578 code for a protein of 116 amino acids. Gene Ontology annotation, biological process: regulation of DNA-templated transcription. NCBI's taxonomy places the organism in Eukaryota, Metazoa, Chordata, Mammalia, Primates, Cercopithecidae. The record is from RefSeq and is a predicted model, not a curated record. The transcript has 5 exons.
AACUGUUUUUCUUGGGAAGGAGAAGGCGGCGCACGCCCCCGGUCUCAUUUGUUGUUGUGGUAACGACCGUUGGAACUCUCUUUCCGGCUCUAUGAACUCUCGGCUCUAUGAACUCUCGGCUCUGAGAGGCUCCAGGUUUCUCCGCCAGAGCUCCUGUCGCUCUGUCACCUGCGCUGUGUUCCUCUCUAGUCGCAGGAGCCCUGGGGAAUAAAGUUGGGAGCUCAGGCAUGGACUCAAUGACCUUUGAGGAUGUGGCUGUGAACUUCACUCCAGAAGAGUGGGCUUUGCUGGAUCCUUCCCAAAAGAAUCUCUACCAAGAAGUGAUGCAAGAAACCUUAAGGAACCUGGCCUCUAUAGGGAAGAAAUGGAAAGACCAGAACGUUGAAAAUGAGUACAAAAAUCCCAGGAGCAACCAAAGAGGUCUUAUGGAAGAGAGACUAUUUGAAAGUGAAGGUCAUCAGCGUGGAGAAAUUUUGACCCAGGUUCUGGAUGACAUGCUGAAGAAGAAAACUGGAGUAGCAUCAUGUGAAAGGAAUGUGUGUGAGGCCUCUUCCCCUGCCGCCCCCGCACCUUUUUGAGACAGUCUCUGUCACCAGACAGUCUCUGUGCACCAGACUUAUUGCACAGUGGCGCAAUCUCAGCUCACUGCAACCUCCGACUCCCUGGUUCAAGCAAUUCUCCUGCCUCAGCCU